AUGAGAUCAGUCUGGUACUACGCCCGCGAGUUUGAUGCAGUCGGCCUCUUGCUGCUGACGGCAGGGCUGGCUCUGUUCCUCUUACCCUUCAAUCUAUACACCCUCCAGCCCCUGGGCUGGCGGUCGCCGCUCACUAUCUGCCUCCUGGUCUUCGGCGUGGUUCUCAUAGUGCUGUUUACCUUGUGGGAAAGAUUCUUCGCGCCGGUCACCUUCAUCCCAUUCGCAAUACUGAUCGACCGCAAUAUGGUCGGCGCGUGUCUCCUCAGCACCGUCCUCUUCAUCAGCUACUACUGCUGGUUCAGCUUCUUCAGCUCCUUUCUCCAGGUCGUCAACAACCUCAGCGUGACGCACGCUAGCUACGUGGCCCAGAUAUACAGUCUCGGGGGCAACGUCUUCGGCAUCGCCGCCGGUAUCCUCAUCCGCUAUACCGGCCGCUACAAGGCCAUGACCCUCUACGGCGCCAUCCCCAUCUACGCCCUCUUUAUGGGCCUCAUGGCCUACUUCCGCAUCCCAGGCACGAGCAUCGGCUAUAUCAUCCUCUGUUAA
Messenger RNA from Aspergillus versicolor CBS 583.65, 546 nucleotides. RefSeq lists its product as uncharacterized. Lineage: Eukaryota; Fungi; Ascomycota; Eurotiomycetes; Eurotiales; Aspergillaceae. Gene Ontology annotation, biological process: transmembrane transport. Bases 1 to 546 code for a protein of 181 amino acids. Gene Ontology annotation, molecular function: transmembrane transporter activity. The transcript is spliced from 2 exons. The record is from RefSeq and is a predicted model, not a curated record.